Pygocentrus nattereri (red-bellied piranha) is the source of this 1563-nucleotide messenger RNA. It is a transcript of the gene tektl1, whose product is annotated as coiled-coil domain containing 105. Bases 82 to 1422 code for a protein of 446 amino acids. The transcript has 8 exons. The record is from RefSeq and is a predicted model, not a curated record. Lineage: Eukaryota; Metazoa; Chordata; Actinopteri; Characiformes; Serrasalmidae.
AACGGCUCAACACUCCUCAGCUCAGCUCAGCUCGGCUCGGCUCUGAUGGAGUGAUCUGACCCGCAGGCCGUGUUUGAGGUGAUGAAGUGCGGAGCUCAGGCUGUUCGCUCAGCUCCUGCUGCUCCUCUGACUGUGGGAGCUCAGAAAUGGAGGGACGAGUCACUCCGCUCCAUCCAGCGCGCGCAGCGUUUAGUCCUUCAGUCCCACAUGGACGCGCUUCACUCGGCCGCGCGCUACCGGAGAGCGCCGCUGACCUCCACGUUCACAGACUAUGAAAGCGGGACUUUGAGUAAAAUCCGACCUAAAUCCACCGGAGCUACGUUACAUUCUUUAGGUAUGAAUGGACCAUUUCCACCACCUGCCCUGCGUGACCAAAGUGCAGAGGCUAGCAUUAGCAUGGCUGGUGAGUACAUGCGCAGCGUGAGGGAGGUAGAAGGCCAUUUACGGAGGACAGCAGGAAAGGUCACUCAAGAGGCAACUAAGCUGCAACAUCAGCAAGAGCGGCUGGAGAAACUGCUCCGGAGCUUCAGGAAAGCUCUACUUGUCAAUCAGCAAAGCACAGAUGGGAGGACUUUCAGGCCCUCUGUUAAGGAGACAGUAAAAGACGGAGCAGAUCUUCUUCUCUGCCAUGAAAAGAAGGGCUUGACUGAGCUGAAGCAGAAAUUGGAGACCAUGCUAAGAGACACAUUAACUCAACAGCAGGCCCUGGCUCAGAGCAGCAGACAGCUAUUGAACUGUGCUUUUGAAAGGUCCAGAGUAAUAGAGCUGCUCCCUCAACAUGGGUCGCCCUCAGCAACUGUACAUCACUCCCCCUCUCCCCUAUCCAUGAAACCUGACCCUUCUGGACCAUAUACCCCAGAGUGUAGAGAUGUGCUGGAGGCAUCAGCAGCUGUGUUGCACAAGUCUCAGCAGCUCAGAGAGAAUAUGAAACAGCUCAUGUGUGAUGCCAUCAUUAAGCAGACAACUCUACAUCACUCUGUCAAUGAGGGCCUACUGAAGAAAAUCACAGAAACUACUAAUCUGCAGCAUCAUCUAACACUGAGCUCAGCAGCUACCAGACAGGCCAUCUCCCGUCAGCAGAGACAGAUGCAGUGUGCCAACUAUAGUCAUGGCAGAGUUUUGGGCCCACUUUCCAGAGCUGACCUGUUCUGCAGAGAGAGGCUGGACAGGCCUGUGGUGCAGGUCUAUGAGAGACACCAAAGUUCAUGCCUGCCAGAGUCCAGUCUUCUAACACAGGGCAAUGCUAUGCUGAAGCAGCAUCUGGACUUUGCAGAGAAAGCUGUAGAAGACCUGCAGGUUGCUCGCUUGCAGUUGGAGGAUGACACGUGUUUGAAGCAGGCUGCAGCCGGCGUGGACUCUGCUGUUGUCCGGCUUCGAAGAAGACUUGUGCUUCCUAUGUGUGUCCAGGUGGCAAACGGCUAGAAAUCAGAACAUACACAUUAAACUAAAGUGGUGUGCAUCUAUCACUACUGGCAAACUUUCAUGUACAUCUGCAUGACCAGUAUUAUAUUGAUUAUACAGGAUUGAAUAAAGUGUACUCUGCUUGAGAACACUUAACCCUUA